AUGUUUUCGAAUCAAGGGGCGCGCAAGUCGGUCGAUAGCUUGUCGCCGACACUCCCCUCGGCCGGCCAUAGGGGGGACUUCCCCUUCCAUGGAAAAGCAACCCAACGGAGGGGCUCGACCGCCAGCUCCAUACACUCCGUUGGCGGCGCCCUGGACACGGUUAGCUGGGGGAAUCCCGUUUUCGAAUCCGGCCAGAAUGCCAUCUCGACCCUCCUACAACCGCCAAUCGUGCGAACGGGCAUGCUCCCCCAUGCUGCCCCGCCUGCGUCGAGCGUCCACAAGCCCCCAACUGCCCGCGACAUCCCUCCCGUCGCCCUCACGAAUAUCCCCCACGUUGAUCCCUCGGAGUUCAAGUCAUACCUCUCUCAGGUCGGCACCCUGUAUGAACAGCUUCGCCGGAUUCAGGCCGAGGAUGAGCAAGUAUCAAGCAGUCGCAAGGCUGUCAAACCAGACGAAUCCCCGGAUGCUCCAGAUGAUGGUCACUUGCGGCCGAACAGACGCUCGGGGAUAGCGUCGAGACGGCCGUCGACCGCCUCGAUAUCCUCCUUGGCUUCUAUGGAGAUUGUGACACAACCGAAAACUUCUAGUUCCCGCCCAAGAAGGGGGCCGGCACACGGACCCCCUCCCUUGUCUACUAUACCGCCCGUCUAUUUUGAAGAAGACUUUCAUCUUGAAAACCCACGCACCUUCGACGUGGUUAGCGAGCGUUCCGAAGUUGUUCGGCCAGCCCAGGGUAGUGAUGACAAGGCCGGUGCCGCAUCCAACGGCCAAGCAGCCGCUCCUCGCAAGGCUUUGGCGACAAAUGCCAUCCUCCAGGAGAAGCUCUCCUGGUAUAUGGAUACUGUUGAGAUGCAUCUCAUCCAGUCCAUCUCAACCGCUUCGACUACCUUUUUCAGCGCCCUCGGUGCCCUUCGAGAACUUCACUCCGAGGCCGCCGACUCGGUAGAGAGAAUCAGGGCGCUCCGGAAGGAGCUAAAGAAGCUGGACGAGGAGAUCGCUCUCGGUGGUCUUAAUCUUGUCCAGCAGCGACGACGCAGAGAGAACAUCAAACAGCUCCAGGAUACUGUCCUGCAGCUCAAGGAAAUAGUCGAUGGCGUUACCGUCUGCGAGUCGUUGGUUGAUGCUGGCGAGGUUGAUCAAGCCCUCGACAACAUUGACAACCUGGAAAGGCUGAUGGCUGGCGAACCGGCGGAGACCAGCUUGUCAGGGGUCCAGUUACGUGAUCUCAGGGGUGCCACAGCCCUCCAAGGAGUCAGCGCCGAUCUGGACACCCUGCGGUUGCGCAUCGGCAGAACCUUUGAGGCUAGGUUCAUCAAGACCCUGCUCACUGAUCUCAGGAGCCAUGUCGAGAACGUCUCUCCCCAAGAGGUUCUCAUGCGUUGGAGUAAUGCUUCGAUGCGUGCCCGCGGAACCCAUAACCGGGAGUCAUCGACCUUCCCAUCCUACAUGGCUGCCACCGAUUUAAUGCGUCCUGAGCUCCAUGCCACAAUUACGGGCUUGCAACGAGCAAGGUGCCUCACCGCUGCGGCCCUGGCCUACCGUGACACGGUGCUGCGUGAAAUCAAGACUAUCAUCCGGCAGCCCAUGCCGAGUUCAAACGACGACGAUGCUGAAUCCAUAAUGUCAUCCUCUACGAGGGCAGGCGGGCGCACAAGGUCUCAACAGGAUCGCUCGAUAGCCCUGGCCCGCAAUCUACGGGCCAUGGGACCCGACGAUGCCGAGGAGCUCUUGAGGAAGAUCUACAUCGGCGUGGCAGAAGCUUUGCGGAGGGUCAGCACCCAGGUGAAGGUUCUCUUGGAUGUCGCGAGUUCCAUCGGUGAACCGCUCCCCCCAUCUGGUCUCCGGUCGCCCCCCCUCAAGUCUCCUCCGUUCAGCCCAACGGUCAGACAAAUAUCGACUGCCGCCCAGGAGGCUCAGGAGGAGAUCCAUAGGGCCUUGGACAUCUCCAAUCUCAUGGGCCAGGCCAUCGAUGUCGCCCAGGAGAAGGUAGUCAAGAUUCUGCGCGUCCGGUCAGAACAGAGCAAGCGCCUGGAGCUCAUCUGGUUCCUGCGCUACUUCACGCUCAACCUCCACUUCGCCAACGAAUGCGAAGCCAUUUCUGGUCGUGGCGGCGCCAAUCUCAAGACCGUCGUCAACGGUCACAUCACCGACUUUAUUCAAAUACAUGGUGACUCCGAGAGCAAGAAGCUCGCCCAGCUCAUGGAGUCAGAUCAGUGGAAUGCCGCCGACUUCUCCGAAAAGGAUGCCGAGCUGCUGAAUCGGAUACUGGAAGGGAGCACGAGGGAUGAUCCUGCCUGGCUUGAUGCCGUCCAGAUCUGGAUUCCAGUUCACGAGCUGCAAACGUCCGAUGCCAAUACCAAAACAGCCGACGUCGAUCCCCUCGCCACACAAGCCAACGGCGCAGGCAAAGCCAAGACCAGAAGCGCCGUGGUCGAGUCGGAGACCUUCAUGCUCCCCAACUCUGCUAUUGUCUGCAUGCACGGCAUAGCCAAGUUCCUCCAGCUCAUCGCCGCCAUCCCCUCCAUGACAGCCGAGAUCUCUUCCUCCCUCAUCGCCUACCUCCAGCUUUUCAACUCGCGCUGCACCCAGCUCAUCCUUGGCGCCGGCGCCACCCGCUCUGCGGGCCUCAAGAACAUCACUACCAAGCACUUGGCGCUUGCUUCUCAGGCAGUCGCCUUCAUCGCCGCCAUCAUCCCUCACAUGCGCGAGUUCGUCCGGCGUCAUUGUGGUGCUGGUACCCCGGCGUCAACUGUUACGGGCGAGUUCGACAAGGUCCGUCGCUCGCUGCAGGAGCACCAGAAUAACAUCUACGACAAGCUGGUCGAGAUCAUGACUGGCCGCGCCAACGCUGGUGCUAAGAAGCUGAAAGCGAUCGUCUGGGACCAGCCCGCUCCGCCGAGCAGUAGCACCGGAGCGAACGAGUAUAUUGAGACGUUGGCGAAGGAGACAACGACGCUGCAUCGGAAUUUGACCAAGCAUUUGCCGGAGACGACAGUGAGGAUGAUUAUGGUACCGGUGUUUAGGAAUUAUAAAAAUACAUUUGGGGCGGCAUAUGGGGCGGUUGAGUUGAGGACUGAGCAGGGCAGGGAGAGAAUGCUUCGCGACGUCGAGUUCUUCCAAUCCCGCCUCAACAAGAUUGAUGGCUUCGACGACACCGCCGAGUACCUCACCAAGGUCAUCAAGGCCAAAGAAAUUAUUGCUCCUGUGCCACUACCGGGGGAGCAGGCGCCAGCACCAACGCCAUCGUCGACAGCACCGUCACCAAUACCGCAGCAGCAACAGGCAUUCCAGCCAGCGGCAAGCCCUUCUCCUGAAGGUGGUAAUGGAAAGUCAGAAGGGGUUACUCCGGAGAGAGCGGGCCAGUGA
Molecule: messenger RNA, 3366 nt
Organism: Thermochaetoides thermophila DSM 1495
Lineage: Eukaryota; Fungi; Ascomycota; Sordariomycetes; Sordariales; Chaetomiaceae
Product: vacuolar protein sorting-associated protein 54-like protein
Exons: 3
Coding region: 1-3366 (1121 amino acids)
Biological process (GO): retrograde transport, endosome to Golgi; Golgi to vacuole transport
Cellular component (GO): GARP complex
Molecular function (GO): syntaxin binding
Source: RefSeq, a predicted model, not a curated record